CCAUUCACCAUGGAACAUGUUAUGGAUGUGAGCUGGAUGACGCAUGAGAAAGGUAACGUAUACGCGUCCCAUGCCCCCCUAGGUUUACGGUGUGGUAAAAGGAAACAUCGCUGCAACUUUGGUCGUGAUUUUGUUUUAUUCCGUCCGUUUGUUUCGAGACGAGGAGGGAAAUAAAAGAGGCCCCCCCAAAAUGGCGACUCCCCGUCUUUCCCCCGCCGAGUCUGCUCUUCUCCAGCGUAACCACCAGACUAACCGAUUCCCCCGGCCUGUAGAUAACUGGAGCAGCAGCGCCAGCUGGAACUCGUCGUCAAGCCAAGCUCAGUGCAUCGCCGCUUCGAACCACCCGCCGAGAUCUAUAAACAUAAACAAGGCCAAUGGGAAAGUCGUGUCAGCGUCCACCUCCUCGCCAUCGCCUACUACCGCCAAGCCUAUACCUCAACGCCCAGGUAGGUCGAGAAGUCAAUCCGAUGGUGGGUCGGCCGGCCUGAACGGCGCGCCGAUGCAGAGGAGGGGAUCCUGGUUUUCGAGCAUCUCGUCGAGGUUUUCCACGUCGCCCGCAAAUGGACACACUUCCCCUCCUCCCGUGUCGACGCCAAAUACCGACGACGUAGCUCCUCUGCCCAAGAUUCUGCCGAAUAAGAAUGCUGUUCUUCCGCAUGCGUCACGCCAUAACGGCGAUGCCCCGUACAUCCCCGCGCCCCCGAAGACGACACAGCAGAGUUUUCUAGGGGGUAUGCUUCGCCGCCUGUCCUCCUCGAAUGGGCCUAUCUCGCCGGGUGCCAGAGCGAGCCACGGCCUUGUCGAGCGAAAGGUUCUCAACAUCGACGCGAGGCGGGAACGAUGCCGUGUAAAAGAGCUCAGUCCGGCGAAGCUCCGCCGGGUCGCCUUCUGCGUCGAUGUUGAAAUCGCGCCGAUGCCCAAGUAUGCCGACGAAGAAGCCCCGGCGUGCAAGAAGCCCGCCGACACGGCUGAGAAACAGAAGGUGGCGGGAAAAAGUGAAGGGGAGGCUCUGAAGAAUCCGAAAGCUGCCGAGCAGGAAAAGGAAUCCGCGGGGGUCGUGAAGGCAACCGGUGAGGCUCCACCUAAAGACGCGGAGAAGGAGGGCGUGGAUGUGGCCAAGGGCAAUUCGGGCGAGAAGGACAGCGUCGAGGAGAAAAAGGGAGAGGAGGUGUCCAAGACGGAAAAAGAGACGACGCGCAAGAAGGAGAAGAAAAAGAAGAACGAGGCGGAACGAAAGGCCAAGAAGGAGCAAAAGCGGAGGGAGGCUCUCGAGAAAGGAGCCAUUCCCAUGGAGCUCCAUUACGACACCGACAGUUCUUCGGAAGAGUAUUCGUCACGCCCGGGGUUUACCAGAACGCAUUACGUGCCGACAACGAACCCCGUGAGGAUAUACCGACGGUGCUGCCAGUUGCGAGAGACCGAUAUCCUGACGAAAGUCACCCACCAGCUUCCGAAAAGUACAGAAUCUUGUGCUAAUGGCAUCGUCGAGAAGCUGGAUCUCAGUGGAUACUUCAUGUCGCUGCCGGACUUGAUCACCCUUGGGGACUUCCUUGCCGUCGUUCCAAUCAAAGAAGUCAUACUGGAAGAUUGUGGACUCACUGACGAAGGCUUUCGCGUCGUCCUGGCCGGGCUUCUCGCGGCUCGGAGGGCGAACGUCAGACAGCGGAGGAAAAGCGUCACCAGGCCGGACGACCUAAUACAGCACGGCGGCGUCGUCGAGAGGCUUGUACUAAAGAACAACGGCAAGAUCGGCGCCGCAGGCUGGAAGCACAUAUGUCUCUUCAUUCAUAUGUGCCGUUCCAUCAAAUUCCUCGACCUCUCGAGCUUACCAUUUCCCGUUCCCGUAGAGUCGCCGAAGACGCCGCUCUCUCUCCACCUUCACCACAGCAACGGGCAGAGUGCGGCGGCUCCCAUCGACCUGUCCGUACUCCUCUCCAAAUCGAUCGCGGAACGCCUGGCUGGCUCGGAGCUGGAACUGCUCAACAUCAGCUCGAUCGGGUUGAAUAUGAAUCAACUCGGGACCAUCCUCGACGGCGUUCUUAAGUCGGGAGUGAUAAGACUGGGGCUAGCACACAACAACCUCGACGCACAGGGCGUCCAGCACGUCGCAAAGUAUCUGCGGGUUGCAAAGUGCGAAGGAAUUGACCUGGGCGGCAAUGACCUCAGAGAUCAGCUCCAGGAGAUCGCGGAAGCUCUCGACGAGAGCCAUGGGCUGUGGGCUAUCGGCCUGGCCAAAUGCAAUCUCAAGCCAGCUUCCCUGUGUAAGCUUCUCCCCACGCUGACGAAGCUUCGCGAUUUCAAAUUCCUCGACUUGUCACAUAAUCGCGAGCUCUUCGAAUCCGAGCCUAGCGCUAUCGGACAGCUUCGCAAAUAUCUUCCCCAGAUGGCGAACUUGAGGAGGCUACACCUGGCCGAUGUCUCGUUAUCAUCAGAGCAGGUGAUUGCUCUCGCCGAGAUCCUCCCCGAAGUCAAGACUCUGGCACAUAUCAACCUUCUCGAGAACCCGAGUCUUACUCGCCUAGCCAAUGCCAAGACCGAGGAGAGCAAGGAAGAGGCAUGCGCACUCUAUGCUUCGCUAUUAGCUGCCGCCCGCGUGUCGAGCGCCUUGAUCAAGGUCGACAUAGACAUUCCUAGUGCUGAAUCGGGCGAGAUCGUAAAAGCGCUAGCGGAUCGCCUCGUCGUGUACUGCAUGAGGAAUUUGCAAGGCGUGGCGGACAUUCGGGAUUCCGCCGGCGACGACGGACAGAAAUCGGAUAAAUUACCCAAUGUACUCCGUCACCUCGUCGGCCACGAAGACGAUCUUGAGGACGAGGACGAGGACGACAGCGACCCGGCCCCCAACGAGGACUACGUCAUCGGCGGUACUGGUGUGGUGAAGGCCUUGGCCUGUGUUUUGAAGAACCGAGAAGAUACUAAGCAGGAAUCCGAUGGUUCGACUCAAGACCUCGAGGACGUGGCCGCAACGUCCAAGCCUGACUUUGCACCUGAAAAAGCUAGGGGUAUGUCCAAACACUUGCUCUCGAGCGCACGGAAGAUACGCGCUCGGCUGCAACCGGCCCUGGCUCUCGCCAAAGCCUCCUCUAGCGAGGACAUCCACAAUUACCAUCGCCUCACGUUCUUAGAUCAGACCAUAGAAGGUAUCAUCAAGCGGUUCGAGGAUGAGUUCCCGGACACCCGUGAAACAUCGAUAGGAGCUGCGGUACAAGGCCGUGCAGCAUCUACCCCACCAGAGCUCGGUACCUCUCUGUCAUCGUCACUAGACGCAGAUCCUUCGUUAUUGUCGGAUACGGAGGAUAUGGAGACCGAGGUUCGCCCAGGAUCAUCGCGGUCGAGGUCGAACUCGAUCAUUUCACACACCUCAAAGGCCCUUGCCGAGGAAGAAGGCCGCGCCCUACGCGUCGGUCAUCGAUUCCGUCGGGGCCUUAUCAAGCAGGAACAUUACGAUCUCCUCAUGAGUCCGGAGGAAAUCGGGAACGACCCGAACCACUUGAAGGUGAUCACAUCCAUGAUGGACGAAAUAAUGGGAGGAGACGAGCAAAUCAAGAAGGAUAUCCAAGAGAAGGGCCCCAUACGCGCUUUCCAGGAACACAGGGAGGAUAUCAUCAAGCGGCUCCGAGAGGAAGACUUGCAGUACUGGGAGAAGUUUGUUGAAUCCCAGGAGAAGGCCAGGGCUAACGUCCAGGUCGGGGCCAAUCCAGCCAAGGUCGAAGCCCAGGAGGAGGCAGACGAAGAGGCAAUCUCGGAUUGAAAGCCGACAGGCGAAUAGGAUAAGGCCGGGGUCCUUGUGUACCGAUAUGUAUCAUUAUAGCGGUGCCUCUGGUCUUUUCUUGUCUCUCAAGCAUACAUUGGGGAGUAGGGAGGGCAUUUUUCAUCU
This is a messenger RNA of Durotheca rogersii, 3874 nucleotides long. Its product is annotated as RNI-like protein. The record is from RefSeq and is a predicted model, not a curated record. Bases 191 to 3748 code for a protein of 1185 amino acids. The transcript has 3 exons. Lineage: Eukaryota; Fungi; Ascomycota; Sordariomycetes; Xylariales; Xylariaceae.